This is a messenger RNA of Tricharina praecox, 2138 nucleotides long. Its product is annotated as nucleophile aminohydrolase. Lineage: Eukaryota; Fungi; Ascomycota; Pezizomycetes; Pezizales; Pyronemataceae. The transcript is spliced from 3 exons. The record is from RefSeq and is a predicted model, not a curated record. Bases 179 to 1969 code for a protein of 596 amino acids.
ACACUUUAUAUGGACCUCACCAAUCACCACUGUUGUGUACCGCCCGCCACCACCACCUCCGCGGCUAUGCGCAGCUGAAGGGACAACGGCCGGGCCGGGCCUGCAGGCAGGUACUUAAAACCUGCAUGUGUCCACAAUCCAGAUUCCAACCUUGGCUCCCUCUGUCAACACAGCGGAAAUGUUCGGACAAGCUCGCAAAAACCUGCACGCGCUCGCAGCGGAGCAGCCACCAUUCGUCCCGUUCCCCAGCCGGCGCUCAGUAGUCCACAGCACGAACGGCAUCGUAUCGUGUACGCAGCCGCUGGCCGCACAGGCGGGGAUCAAGAUCCUGCGCGAUGGCGGCAACGCCGCUGAUGCGGCCGUAGCCGUCGCCGCCGCCCUGAACGUUACCGAGCCCACGAGCACCGGCAUAGGCGGCGACGUGUUCUGCCUGUUCUACAACGCGUCCACCCGCACGAUCCGGGGUAUCAACGCGUCCGGACGCUCCCCCGCGGCGCUGUCCCUCGCCCGUGCACGCAAGGAUUUAGGACUUAGCGGCAGAAAGCGCUACGUCAACGACCUUGGCGACGAGGUGGCGCAGAUCCCGAUGGGACAUGUGCACGCUGUCACGGUGCCCGGUGCGGCGGCCGGGUGGGUCGAUGUGGUAGAGAAGUUUGGGAGCGGGAAGGUGCACAUGGAACAGGUGUUUGGUGAGGCGGUCAGGCUGGCUGAGGAGGGGUUUCCUGUCAGUGAGCUGAGCGCAAGGUUCUGGGCGGAGUGCGAACAUACCAUCCGCGAUGCGAGUCCGGACAAUGCCGGGGAGCUGCUGAAGGGCGGAAAGAGGCCGCCGAGGGUCGGGGAGAUUAUGAAGAUGCCCGGAUUGGCCAGGGUGUUUAGGAAGCUGGCCAAGGAGGGGAAAAGUGCGUUUUACGAGGGUGAGGUGGCGAGGGCACUUGUUGAGGCGGUGAAGAAGAGGGGCGGUGUUAUGGAGAUGGAUGAUCUGGAGAGACAUGGGAAGCUGGGAAGUGAGAAGACCGUGCCGAUUGGAAUUGAGUUCUCGGGGACUAAGGUCUGGGAAUGUGCGCCCAACGGCCAGGGACUUGUCGCCCUCAUGGCACUGGGGAUUAUUGAGGAGAUGGAGAAGCGUGGGGAUAUCAAGCCACUUGGUUUGGGGGACAAGGGCUAUGGCCACAACGAGGCUGAAUACCUCCACGCUGUAAUCGAAGCCCUCCGUAUCGCCUUCUCGGACGGCCAUUGGUGGAUCGCGGACCCAUCCGUCUCGCCCGUACCCGUGUCCGGCCUCCUGUCUUCCUCCUACCUCGCAUCGCGCGCCGCGCUCUUUUCCCCUAGCUCCACUAACUCAUCCAUCUCGCACGGCACACCGGCCUUCCAAAGCACGGACACAGUGUACUUCUCGGUAACCGACGCCCACGGCAACGGCUGCAGCUUCAUCAACAGCACAUUCGGGGGCUUCGGCUCCGGCAUCAUUCCUGCGGACUGCGGCUUCGUGCUCCAAAACCGGGGCGCGGGGUUCUCACUCCUCACGGACCACCCGAACGUGCUCGAGGGCGGGAAGCGCCCCUACCACACCAUCAUCCCCGGUAUGCUCACCGAUCCCACCGGAAGCGAACUGCAGGCUGUCUUCGGCGUCAUGGGAGGGUUCAUGCAGCCGCAGGGCCACGUGCAGGUCCUCCUGAACGGACUGCGCUGCAAUAUGAGUCCCCAGGCUGCCCUCGACGCUCCAAGGAUUAGCAUCGGCUCGAAUUAUGAUCCCGGCGCGCCCGUGGUCCAUGUCGAGGAGGGCAUUAGCGAGGAGACGGUCAGGGGUCUGAGGGAGAAGGGACAUGUCGUCGAGGUGGUGAAGGAGUAUGGGCGCGGAAUGUUUGGGCGCGGGCAGGUAAUCGUUGCUGGGUGGGAUGAGGAGGAGGGACAAAGGGUGUGGAGUGCUGGGAGCGAUCCUAGGGGCGAUGGUCAGGCUGUUGGGUAUUAGAGAGAGAGGCGUAUAUGUAACAUCAGGUUGCGGGUUGAAUCUUUGAAUCGUUUAAGCGGACAUUGAGUUUGUACAUAGGUACACAGCAAGUAAACUUUUGAGUUCGGUAUCAGUUCUGAUUACAUUACUAGUUGGCAGGCGACUAGAGUAGGUCUGCAGUAUGUAGGGG